Messenger RNA from Cydia fagiglandana, 1076 nucleotides. RefSeq lists its product as uncharacterized. The record is from RefSeq and is a predicted model, not a curated record. The transcript is spliced from 2 exons. Lineage: Eukaryota; Metazoa; Arthropoda; Insecta; Lepidoptera; Tortricidae. Bases 33 to 1076 code for a protein of 347 amino acids.
UGCGAAAAAUUACGUACUUUGUGAGAAAAAAGAUGCUUAAAAGAUCGAGUGAAGGUGAGGAUGAUGAUACGCGAAAGUUACGGAAGAUACGUAAGAUGGAAAAGAAAAUACAAAAAUACAAAGCAGCCAUGACAGCUGCGGAUCCAGAAACAUUGUCAAUUUUGGAGCAAAAUAGUGUGGAUGAAAAUUGUGAUAAGUUGGAAGAAGAAAAUAAUGCUCAUAGUGACAAACCAGAAGAAACCCAAGAACACCAUCAAGAACAUGAAGAAGAGGAAGGUGAUGUUGAGAUAGAGGAAGACCUGCCCCAAGACAUCCUGGCUGCCCUCGGAGAAGGGGGACAGGACGAUGAUGCUAACUAUGGAGCUGAAAUAAAAUCAGAGAUUGUUAAGAUAAUCGACACUAUACUAACAGAUGGAAUGAAUAAAGAGAUGCAUGAAUCCUUAUCAAAAACUAAGAUCCCGAGAAACGUCAAACUGUUAGAUGCUCCAAAACUAAAUACAGAAUUUGCAGGUUUUCUCAACAACUCCAUGACUAAUAGAGACAACUUACUGAAAGAUAGACAGCAAGACCUGGGCAGAGCAAUUGCUUUAGUUACUCAGACAAUUAAUGAUCUAACUAAAAAAGAUUUUGACAAAUUACAGGCAAUAAAGUCCCUGAGUGACAGCAUAAGACUACUCAGUAACCUGCAUUUCAAUUACACUCAAAUUCGAAGAAAGUUGAUUGCACCAUUUAUGGAUAAGUCGUUGACACAAAACCUAAAUGAAAACAAGAGAUCCGAGUUUUUAUACUCUAAACUAGAGGAAUCAGUAAAAACAUCCUCUGCAAUGAAACGCACAAUCAACAUUCUAAAACCCAAAAAUACACCAAAAAACUAUCAGAAUCCCAGGCGACAACCCGCCCCAAAUCAGUACACGCCCAGAACAAACAACAUGAAUUACAAACCAAGACCAUACCAGAGCAAUCAGGCUUCAACCUACAAGCCACAGCGCAGCCAUCAACGUCCACCACAACACGCGAGGUCUACCCGCCGACCAACAACAUCCCAUCAUCGAGGAGGUCGUGCAAAGUACCCAUAA